UUUGGGUUGGAAACCCUAAAUUUGUUUUUCACUGCCACCUCCUCUAUUUUCCAGCAACGCAACAGCCGUUUCAGCUUUUUCUUAUUUUUUUCUCUUAUUUACUUAUGUUUUAAAUUGUCUGUGAAAAAUGAAAAAGCUCACCAAUUUUCAAAUUUCCUUUGCUUUUGGCUUCAAAAAUUAUUGAGAAAUAGGAAAAUCGGGGCGAAUUCGAAACUCAAUUUGGAAAAGGGAAGAAAGGCCAAAAAGCAAAAUUCGAUUUUCGGAAACCCUUUCUCGCUGGAUAUCGGCUUGAUUUUCGAUCGAAGUUAGAAUUUUGAUUUUUGUUUUUUCGUUGUCUUGUCUGAAAUUAGGGUUCAUUUCCACCUGUUCUUCCUUGCUUCUCCUUGUUCGUGGUCAAACUUCGUGUUUUUUUUUUUUUUUUGGUGUUUGCCAAUUUUCGACUUUUUCUCUGUCUGUCUGUCUGUCUGUCUGUCUGGGUUUAGAGGUUGUGAGAGUCUCUGGUUAGGGUUUAUAGAAUAACAGAAAUGUCGACGCUAGAGCCAUAUGGAGUUGUUCAGAACAAUAACAAUUCAGAGCCUCAAUCUUCUCAACCUUCCGCCGGCUUGAUGGCCACUAUGCGCUUGGCUUUCAGCGCCGACGGCACGGCGAUGUACAAGCCCGUGAUGCCGCAAACGCCGCCGCAUUCUACUUCGGCGACGCCUCCCCCGCCCUUCCAAGCCGGCGGAGACGCGUCUGCUGUGGCGGUGGCUCCGUUGUGCAUUAACGCCACCGGUGGAGAACAGACCAAGAGGAAACGUGGGAGGCCUAGAAAGUACGGUCUUGAUGGCACCAUGGCUCCCUUCUUGACAUCUCCGCCCCCGCGGCAGACGGAGGUUGCUUUUCAGUCAAGCGGGGCGUUGCCGGCUGUCACUUCGCCGCCUUCGGGGAAGAAGCCAAGAGGCAGGCCGCCUGGAUCCGGCCGGAAGCAGAAUGUUGCUGCCAUGGGGUCGACAGGGUUUGGAUUUACUCCACGUGUGAUCACAGUAAACACCGGAGAGGAUGUAUCUUCCAAAAUAAUGUCAUUUUCUCAAAAUGGCUCAGGAGCUAUCUGCAUUCUGUCAGCAAAUGGUGCCAUAUCUAAUGUGACACUUCGCCAAGCGGCAACAUCUGGUGGAACUGUAACAUAUGAGGGACGGUUUGAGAUCCUUACACUUUCUGGUUCAUAUAUGCUCUUGGAGAGUGGUGGACAGCGCAGCAGAACUGGUGGUCUAAGUGUGCUGUUAGCUGGGCCAGAUGGUCGAGUUUUAGGUGGUGGUGUAGCGGGCCUUCUAACUGCAGCUGCUCCAGUGCAGGUAGUUGUCGGUUGUUUUAAUGCAGGCCAGGAGUUGAAAUCACCGGCCCAAGACACUGCUGCUGGUCCAGCAAAGCAUAUCCCCGGCGCUACAGGCACUGGAAGCCCUGCAUCGCGGGGAACCAUGAGCGAGUCCUCGGGUGGGCCUGGAAGCCCCCUUAAUCAGAGCACUGGAGCCUGCAAUAACAACCACCCACAAGGCAUGACCACCUUACCUUGGAAGUGAAAAGAUGCUUUGCUUUGCUAAGCUAACCUGCUGUCAGUGUGAGGGUGCUGCUGAUGAUUGUAAUCUAUUAUCUAUGUCCUGCGUUUUUGUAAGUUCAUCUUUCGUCUGGAAAGACCUUCACCAACAAACUACAUCCUCUCUGAACUGCAAAAAAAGCCCUUUCCCUACAUUGCAUCACUAAACAGACAACUGACAGGAUUGUGUUUGUCAACCCUCCUUUUCUUUUCUUAGCUUUAGUACAAUUCUGUAUUGUUAUUAUAUUUAGACAGGAGAAUUUUAAAUGUUGUCAUUAGAAACUUAUAUUUUAAAAUUUUUAUAUUCAAAA
Messenger RNA from Diospyros lotus (date-plum), 1881 nucleotides. Its product is annotated as AT-hook motif nuclear-localized protein 10-like. The transcript has 5 exons. Gene Ontology annotation, molecular function: minor groove of adenine-thymine-rich DNA binding. The record is from RefSeq and is a predicted model, not a curated record. Lineage: Eukaryota; Viridiplantae; Streptophyta; Magnoliopsida; Ericales; Ebenaceae. Bases 525 to 1556 code for a protein of 343 amino acids.